Molecule: messenger RNA, 4505 nt
Organism: Hemibagrus wyckioides
Lineage: Eukaryota; Metazoa; Chordata; Actinopteri; Siluriformes; Bagridae
Gene: rgs17
Product: regulator of G protein signaling 17
Exons: 6
Coding region: 378-1004 (208 amino acids)
Source: RefSeq, a predicted model, not a curated record
AGUUGGGCGGAUGGCAGAAAAAACAGGGUGAGCGCUGAUGGAGAUAAAACGGCAGGGCGUGCGUUCGCCGCGUGACACCGCGAAUAUCGGUCAAAAACAACUGUAAAGUCAACCCUUUCCGAAGAGUAACGCCGGGGAAACAAGAGGAUGUUUUAUCCUGGUGUACCUUGCCCUUGAUUGAAGAAAAGGAUUUGCCUGUGAAUACCAGGUGUAGCGAACCUACCUCUACCUACCACACCUUCUCUUCAAGUAUCCUCAACCAGUGAUGGUAAGAGAAGAAAGAAGAGGCCACCAGUGCGUUUAUCUCCCAGCACCGUUCCCAACUGUAUCACAAUGAGUUUUCUGCCUGAUCUGUGGAUGGACAGCUGCUAAUUUGCAUGCCGCAGAGUGUGAGUGGAGUUGAGAUGAGGAAACAGCAGCAGGCCCACAUUGAAGGACCCCCUCAGGCCCCCGGGCACCCGAGACCGAACACCUGCUGUCUGUGCUGGUGCGGCUGCUGCAAAUGCCUCUGGAAUGAAGAGAAUAGGGAACAUCCCGAGCGACAAACGUGUACAAAAAUGGACAGCAUAGAAGCGACAGAAGAACAGCAUCCCACACUGGAUGAAGUUGUAGCCUGGGCACGAAGCUUCGAGCUCAUGAUGCGCUCCACAGAGGGCAGAGACAUUUUUAGGCAGUUCCUCCGCUCGGAGUACAGUGAGGAGAACCUGAUGUUCUGGAUAGCCUGUGAAGAAUUAAAGAAGGAAACCAACCCAACAGCUAUAGAUGAGAAAGCAAGGCUCAUUUAUGAGGAUUAUGUGUCUAUCCUGUCACCAAAAGAGGUCAGUUUGGAUUCCCGGGUGAGGGAGGGCAUCAACCAGAGCCUGGCAGAGCCCAGCAGCCUGAUGUACGAGGAGGCACAGCUCCAGAUUUACACGCUCAUGCACAGAGACUCAUACCCACGUUUCCUCAACUCAUCUGUUUACAAGGACCUCCUGGAACGAAAGAGAGCCUGCUUAGACACCUAAAAGGUUCCAGCCAAAAAAACUUGAGACAAAAAAAAAAAAACACGUCCUACGGUGCCACUACAGAAAGGUGUGAGGUUUCCUAUACAUAGAGCGAGUAGUUAAGCAAUUCUUACCGUCCAGUAGUGAGCCCGAAGUUCACUUCCUGUUUAAGUGCCAAUAUGAGCUGCUCAGCCAACUGUGACAAAAAGAAUCGUGUAAGGAAAACCAUCCGAGCCCUACUUCCUGUUCUUUACUUCUCACUUCUCUCCUUUCCUCUGUCUGUCUCUCUCUCUCUCCCCUCCACCUGUCCUCCUUUCACUUGCCUCCUGUGUUUGAGGACAGCUGAAUAAUGAUCAUUUUUAUGAUUGGAUAAGAGUUGUUACAACAGGUAACGCCUGACUUUGCAUGAUACAAGAUUUCGGAAAUGGUUCUAGCUUUGACGUUUAACUCCUGGCAGGACUGCAGUGGUUUUCGAAUAAGAGAAGUACUUCUUAUGCUGUCAUGAGGAUAGAGAGCCUUUAAAGCUCCUGUAUGCUAAGGGAAAACGUAGUUUCGCCCAUCUUUCUGUUGGAAGCGUCACCACCGUCAUCUGUCUGCCCGAUUUCUCCUCCGUCUUAACAGCUUUUUUUCACUGGGAUAUGUAAGGGCUAGUGUUGUGGUUGGGCAGCUAAACAAACCAUCAACAUGACGUUCCUCUGCAAAAAUCACAAUGCCUCGAUAUUGAUUAAGGGCACAGAAGCUGCUGACGCUGACCAACAACCACAGUUUAAUUGUGCGCGUCCUCCCAGGCCCUCCCAGUCCACUCUGUCCCUGAGAGAAGCACAGGUACUGUAUGUCACUCGUUGUAAGCAUUUGCUGGAUUAAAGAGUUUUUGCUUGAAAAUAAAUCAGCAACAUCUCAGAGGUACAUGAGAGAUAUAGAACUGUCAUUUUACAUUGAAAUGCCUUUUUCUUUUUUUCUUAAGUCUUAAGGUUGUGAACACUGCCUUGUUUUUAAAGGCAUCACUGUAUUUGAAAUAAUGACUUCUGUCUUUGUUCAGGCACUGCACAAUGACACAUUUUUCUCAGAGGUGAUGUUACAUAACAUGCUUCUGGUUUUAAUAUAAAAGGGUUUUUUUUUGUUUGUUUGUUUGUUUGUUUUGUUUUGUUUUGUGGACUGAUGUGUAUUGAUGGCUAGCUGAUUAUAUAUGUAGGCUUCAUGGACUUGUCUGUACGAAGCAUUUUGACUGUUGGCCGCUUUGUGGUGAUAGUGUUUUAAAAGAGGCCACCAGGAACAGCGCACAUCCCAUUAGCAUGCGUUCACGUGUUCGCGCGCCGAACACGUCCGGAUCCGAAUAACCACUACGGAUUGGAAAUUGCGCCGAGCGUUCUUGAAAGCGCACUUUUCUACAUGGUUCGGAUUUUUUUUUUCUCGUCCCUGAAAAUGACAGUAUUUUCAGUCGAAUUUUCUAAGAUUCAGACUUGGAUCUUUUGCUGUCAGUUCGAUUUCCUGUUGCAGCGGCCAGUGCAUGACAAAACAGUAUGUAAAUGCCUGCUUGGUACCACCACGUUCUCGUCUCUUAGCUUUUAAUGAGAGUAAAUUACGCCGAUCAUUCUCCUUUUUCAACACUCUUCGAGUUUGAAGGUGGCACUUUGAUGAAAUGGCUUACUAAUGAGUGAGCCUGUGUUUGUUUAGGUUUUUCUGAUUUGUUUUUUAUUUUUUUCGGUGCUUGGAAAAGCACUUAAAGUGCCAAUCUCUAGAUGUACAAUAAUUCACUGAAGACCUUUGUCACUCAACCAGCAUUGCACUGAUGCCAUUUUUAAAAUCACUGUAAAAGCAUUAGUGGAUUCACACAUCAGCAUCAGCCAAUGCGAAAAGAGAGAACUAGGUCAGCCUGCAAAAGCCUUUUACACGUCUUUAAAAAAAAAACAUGCCAACGUGCAUGCGUUUUGGACUUAAACUGAAUCGGAGUGCGUUUGUUUGUCACUCACCAUUCAAAAUGUGAACUUGGUGACUCAAAAGACAAUAAGGGAAAUUUACUGAAUAUAACUUGUAUAUGUUAAUAGAUAUAUAUUUAGAAAGAAACUUAAUACAUCUAGUGUCAGAGGGGCCGAGUGGAAAUUCACGGCAGCGUCGAGUCAUCUUAGGUUAGAACAAGUGCUUUGGCCUUGUAGGAAAUCACUGAAAGUGUGUGGUGAGAUUUUUUUUAAUAGAACCACAUUCAGCGUGCCAUUUAUAAGCCCUUCCCUCCAUUCGAAACGCCGUCGGCGUUGGCGUACGUCACAUAUUAGCAGUUUCCAAUUGAAAGCAUGCAGCCUCGUUUAUUCCUAAUUUAUUUCUGUUGAAAUUUCUUUAUCAGUGCCGAAGCAUUGGGAAGUCAUGGACUUGAACUGCGUUUACAUUUAAACAGUGUGCCAUGCAGUUUGAGACCAUCGCCUGGAUGGGUUUUUUCUUUAGACACGUCACACACAAGAAAUAUUUCAACGCUGAUGACAGCGUGCUGCAGAUUUUUGUGUUUUGGUGUUCAAGCCAAAAUAAUAAUAUAUGUGAUUAAAAUUAAUCCAUGACUGGGGUUUUGUUUUUACGAUUCACUGGAAUUGAUGAAUAAAUAAAUAAAUAAAAACGAGUAAAUGUUUCAUUCGACUAAAAGUUACUGAAGAGACGAACUAAGGAUUUAUUCUGAUGUGGUAGCAACUCAGAUCCUCAGUGAUGUCGGAUACGCUAAAAUGUUUCAGCUAGCGUUCAGACGGGAACCCGAUUCCCAGAUGUCAUGGAUUAAUUGACACAUUUGGUGUUUCCGCUUUGGCUUGAUUUUAUCCUGAAUAUACGAGACGAAGAGUUUUCGCUUGAAGGCUGAUUCAGGGAGCAGCCAGUUAUCGACUGAUCGUCGCAAAAACACGGCAUUGCGUGAAACUCUCUUUCUCGCCGGAAAAGGCUCCUUGUUUGUUUGUUUGUUUGUUUGUUUGUGUGUUCUUUUAAACAUGCAGAACGAACUCUCUUACGAUCACGUGCGAUCAGAGGAGCUUUGUAGUGACUGACAUGUCUCGGAAGAAUUUCAUCGAAUUUCCUCUACCUCUCAUGUUGCAUUUUUAAUUUUGUUCGUUUGUUCACAUUUAGUUACAAUUUGUUUUCUUUUGAUCUACUUGAAGCCUAACACUGUAAAUGACAUGUGCACAUGUAUACUGAGGUUUGACAAAGAGUAGCUAUUAUUUGUUGAUUUUAUUUUUAUUUUAUUUUUUCACUCAGCAUAAUUAGAUAAAGAUUCAGGAAACACACUGUUUAAGGGCUAAUCUCAUUUUGCCUAUGCAAAUAUGUUAAGUGUCAGACCGGGAGAGACAAUGGUCGGGGGACGUUUUUUUCAAGAAAUCGGAUGGAACAUGGUUUACAUUUCCCUUUGCUGAUAUUCUUCAGUCUAGGACGGAAAGAAAAAUGUUUUGUUUUAUUUCUGUAUAUAAAUAUAUAUAUAAAUAUAUAACAAAUAUAUGAUAAUAGUAUACCUUAUUGAUUAAAAAAAAAAACUCAAUUAACAUUCAAUUAAAUAAA